This is a messenger RNA of Solanum dulcamara, 2173 nucleotides long. Its product is annotated as MDIS1-interacting receptor like kinase 2-like. Gene Ontology annotation, biological process: protein phosphorylation. NCBI's taxonomy places the organism in Eukaryota, Viridiplantae, Streptophyta, Magnoliopsida, Solanales, Solanaceae. The record is from RefSeq and is a predicted model, not a curated record. Gene Ontology annotation, molecular function: protein kinase activity; ATP binding; protein binding. The transcript has 2 exons. The coding region runs from base 1 to 2082 and encodes 693 amino acids.
AUGGAGCUUGAAAAUCUUACAAAUUUGCAAACUUUUCAAAUAGCAGAGAACAAGUUUUCUGGUCACUUGCCACAAAAUGUUUGCCUUGGUGGAUCACUUACUAAUUUCACAGCAUAUGACAAUAACUUUAUUGGUAGUGUCCCUAAAACCUUGAAAAAUUGCUCUACACUAUCAAGAGUUAGGCUUGAUGGUAACAAAUUAUCUGGCAACAUAUCAGAAGCUUUUGGUAUCUAUCCAAGUCUAGUUUACAUGGAUUUGAGUCACAAUAAAUUAUAUGGCGAGUUAUCGUCACAAUGGGGCUUUUGUCAUAAUCUAAAAAGUUUGAAGAUUUCCAACAACAACUUGUUUGGUGACAUACCAAUUGAGAUAGGAAAUCUGAGUAAACUAGAAAUGCUUGAUCUCUCUUCAAAUCACUUGACCGGUGAAAUUCCUAAAAGUUUGGAGAGGCUAACUCUCUUGCUGGUACUUGAUUUACAUGGAAAUAGAAUUUCAGGAGAAAUACCUAUAGAAGUGGGAAAGUUGUUCAAACUUAUAAGACUUGACUUGGGAGCAAAUAAUAUGAGUGGCAAGAUUCCUGGAGAAAUAGGAGAUUGUAGACAGCUUUGGUACUUGAAUUUAAGCAAGAACAUGCUAAACACAAACAUUCCUUCUAACUUGGGAAAUUUGCACUCCUUAGUGUAUCUUGAUCUCAGUUAUAACAUGCUCAGUGGUGAGAUUCCAUGGCACAUAGGAAAGUUGCAAAGUUUGGAAAGAAUGAAUCUUUCGCGUAAUAACUUGUCUGGUUCAAUCCCGCCUAGUUUCAAUGAACGCGUUCAUUUGAGGUCAAUUGAUAUAUCUUGCAAUCAAUUGGUUGGUCCCCUUCCCAAGAUCAGGGCAUUUCAAAAUGCGUCUCUUGCAGAAUUAAGAGAUAACAAGGAUUUAUGCAGCAAUCAUACUGGUAUGAAACCUUGCUCUUCAUUAGGGAAAAAAAAGAGAACAAGUAGAAAGCUUAUACUGACCCUAACUCUGUCUCUUAUCUUUAUUGCCCUGCUUCUACUUGUGAUUACUUGUAUACUUUUUCGAACAAAAAGGAAAAGAAAUAUAAGUAUUCAACAUAGGGAUCCUUCCAGCAAUUCUUUUUCAGUUAGGAGCUUUGAUGGAAAGAUAGCAUAUGAAAACAUAAUAACAGCAACAGAAAACUUUGAUAGUAAAUAUUGCAUUGGGAAGGGAGGACAUGGAAGUGUCUAUAAGGUUGAGUUACCAUGUGGUCAAGUUGUUGCAGUGAAAAAAGUUCAUGCUUUAGAAGAUGAAGAACUUGAUGAUAACAUGAUCAAAAGCUUUUCAAAAGAGAUACAAUCUCUAGUAAACAUCCGCCAUCGAAAUAUUGUGAAGUUUUAUGGAUUUUGUUCACACGCCCGUCAUUCAUUCUUGGUUUAUGAGUUGUUGGAAGGAGGAAACUUGUCACAAAACCUUGGCAAUGAGGUUAGAGCAAGAGAUUUAAAUUGGCUCAAGAGGGUUGAUAUUGUCAAGGGGGUAGCAAACGCGUUGUGUUACUUGCAUCACGAGUGUUCACCUCCUAUAGUUCACAGAGAUAUAUCAAGUAACAAUGUUCUCCUAGAUGAUGAAGGCAAUCCCCAUGUUUCUGACUUUGGCACUGCUAAACUCUUAAGGCCUAAUUCCUCCAAUUGGACAUCGUUCGCUGGAACUCUUGGCUAUGUAGCUCCAGAGCUUGCUUACACAAUGAAGGUAAAUGAGAAGAGUGAUGUUUACAGCUUCGGGGUGAUAUCACUAGAAGUUAUUUUGGGUCAUCAUCCAGGUGAUAUUAUUGAAGCUAUAUCAUCAUUUUCGCCAGCAUCAGGAGCAAAUGGAACACUGUUAAAGGAUUUGAUUGAUGAACGGACACCAGCUCCUGGAAAACAAGAAGCAGAAGAAUUGGUCAAGAUCACAAAACUAGCAUUCGCGUGUCUUCGUCAAAGUCCUCUAGCUCGGCCAAGUAUGAAGCAAGUUUGUGCAUCUUUAUCAAAAGAAAAUUGGCCUUCAGAAGGCUUGUUCUCCACUGUUACAUUAGGCCAGUUGCUUGAACCAGCACUACUAAGAUGUUGAUCUUUUUUGCAUACCUUUACAUUAUUGUAUUUGUUAUAUGAAAAAAAUUGAAGUGUUAUUGCUGACAAUAUAAAUUACUUCAUGUGUUUUA